UGUAUGAAGUGCAAGCGCUGUACUAACGUGAGGGACUGCGCCAUAGUUGUGGGUAUGCCAUGGAAACAGGUAAAUUUUUCCAUAACCUUAUGGAGAGAAAGGACUUUGAGACAUGGCUUGAUAACAUUUCUGUUACAUUUCUUUCUCUGACGGACUUGCAGAAAAAUGAAACUCUGGAUCACCUGAUUAGUCUGAGUGGGGCAGUCCAGCUCAGGCACCUCUCUAAUAACCUGGAGACUCUCCUCAAGCGGGACUUCCUCAAACUCCUGCCCUUGGAGCUCAGUUUUUAUUUGUUAAAAUGGCUCGAUCCUCAGACUUUACUCACAUGCUGCCUCGUCUCUAAACAGUGGAAUAAGGUGAUAAGUGCCUGUACAGAGGUGUGGCAGAUUGCGUGUAAAAAUUUGGGCUGGCAGAUAGAUGAUUCUGUUCAGGACGCUUUGCACUGGAAGAAGGUUUAUUUGAAGGCUAUUUUGAGAAUGAAGCAACUGGAGGACCAUGAAGCCUUUGAAACCUCAUCAUUAAUUGGACACAGUGCCAGAGUGUAUGCACUUUAUUACAAAGAUGGACUUCUAUGUACAGGGUCAGAUGACUUGUCUGCAAAACUGUGGGAUGUGAGCACAGGGCAGUGCGUUUAUGGCAUACAGACUCAUACUUGUGCAGCAGUGAAGUUUGAUGAGCAGAAACUUGUGACAGGCUCCUUUGACAACACUGUGGCCUGCUGGGAAUGGAGUUCCGGAGCCAGGACCCAGCACUUUCGGGGGCACACAGGGGCUGUAUUUAGUGUCGACUACAAUGAUGAACUUGAUAUCUUGGUGAGUGGCUCUGCAGACUUCACUGUGAAAGUAUGGGCUUUAUCUGCUGGGACAUGCCUGAACACACUCACCGGGCACACGGAAUGGGUUACCAAGGUGGUUUUGCAGAAGUGCAAAGUUAAGUCUCUCUUGCAUAGCCCUGGAGACUACAUCCUCUUAAGUGCAGACAAAUAUGAGAUCAAGAUUUGGCCAAUUGGGAGAGAAAUCAACUGCAAGUGCUUAAAGACACUGUCUGUCUCUGAGGAUAGAAGUAUCUGCCUGCAGCCAAGACUUCAUUUUGAUGGCAAAUACAUCGUCUGUAGUUCAGCACUGGGCCUCUACCAAUGGGACUUUGCCAGUUAUGAUAUUCUCAGAGUUAUCAAGACUCCCGAGAUAGCAAACUUGGCCUUGCUUGGUUUUGGAGAUGUCUUUGCCCUGCUGUUUGACAACCGCUACCUAUAUAUCAUGGACUUGCGGACAGAGAGCCUGAUUAGCCGCUGGCCCCUGCCAGAGUACAGGAAGUCAAAGAGAGGCUCAAGCUUCCUGGCAGGCGAAGCUUCCUGGCUGAAUGGACUGGAUGGGCACAAUGACACGGGCUUGGUCUUUGCCACCAGCAUGCCUGAUCACAGUAUUCACCUGGUGUUGUGGAAGGAGCACGGCUGAUGCCAUGAGCCACCACCGCUGACUGACUUUGGGUGCCGGGGCUGCAGGGUUUGAGUGCAACCUCUAUGGCAGCCGACUGCAUGAACCAAAGUUCUCACCUAAUGGUAUCAUCACGCAGUGCACAAUCAUUUAUCUAUGUUUGCCAGGGGGCCAGGGCUCUGGGUGGGGAGGGCUCGUUUUAUUGACAUACAUCACAGCAUGCUAAUGGGAUACACCAUUGACUUCAUUUGUAUUUAGUUAUGUUGGUCAGAAUAAGAGUAUGCAUUUUGGGUUCAUCUUUCUUGAAUAUUGGUUUUAAGUAAAGAAAUUUAAAUGGUUCAUUAAUAUGCUAAUUGGUUGCCUAUAAAAACACAUUCAGUCUAUUAUUAAAGCUUUUUACCAUUGCCUUUUUUCUUUUGAAGUUGAAGCAACGGUGCUAUGAUGUUUUACAGCAACUUUCUCACAUGGAGCUUUGCUUUUAUAACAACCAGUGUUAAAAGACCACCAAGUCCUGUGACAUUCAAAACUUUCCACCAAAUACCAGUUCUAAAGAAAAUCUGUCUUCCAGUACAAAUCCAGGUCUAUAAAUUGAUUGAUUGUAAUAUAGUCUAAUCUCUGGUUCUUGGCAGAGUCAAGGUUAGCCACAGCUGAGCUGUGAGGGAGUUCUGUCAUUUCUGUUUAUAUCUGGAGCAAGCUGAUUCUCGGUCUCCCAGGUGACUGCACAGAGGUGACAUAGUGGAGUGGAAGAUUGAAGACUGGCUCUCUUAACCUAGGCAUGUCACUCCCCUGGCCCCGUUCUCCCUGUCUGUAUAGCUAGUUGUUAAGCUCAGUGAUUUGUAAGAUUAUUUCUGGUUCUGCAUCUGCUGAAUUGUGCAGAAGUUGACAUUUUUGUUUUGUCUGAUUCCUGAUUCAUUUGUUUCUUUGGGGUUGGAGAUAAUAUAUAAAUGAAAUCACUGAUACAAAGUUGUCAUCUAUAAGGAAAUCAAAUAUAUGAAAAGGAUGGCUGAAAGGAGAAUGUAGAAAAUGCACAUAUUCCACUUAGAAGAUGUAAAUAAUUGGUGGAAGAAAUGCUUAUAGGAGUUGUGGUUCUGUAGAAAGGCAAUGUGCUACAUUAGAAAGGUACCUGGCCCUGGUAUCUUCCCCUUUUGCCUCUAACUUGAUGUGUGGCUUCAAGCAGAUUAACUUUCUGUCCCUGGGCCCUCUUUUUUUUUUAAAUCAGAUUUACAAUGAAGGAAUUGCCCUAGAUUAGGGUUCACAAACUCCCAUGCAGAUAACAUAAAUGAGUGAUGCAUGCUGGGUAGGAUUGUGCUGAACCAUGGAAAGCUUAUUGAAUAGGGCAGUUACUCAGCUCAAGUGUUACGCAUAAAUGAACUCAAUGUUGGCAUGUCUGAUUUUUCAGGAGGAAGUAGAAAUCCAGAAUUUUAUUGGAAAUUCCCUGAUUUUAAAAAAUGUUUCCAACUAAUUUAAGAUAAUUUAAAAUACAGUGUGCUAAACAAAUUGUAUCUGGGCUGUCAGUUGGUGUCCUCCAACUCUCAUUACUGUAAAGUUAAAGAAUACUGUGCUUCAGCAGUGGAAAUGUUUUAUCAUAAUUGUCUGACCACUCAACUGUCCCAUUGUGUUACAGAGGAGUGAGGGGCUCGUGUUUCAUUCACAGACAGGAAAGUAGUUUAGAGACAACACAGGAACUAGCACCUCAGUGAGUGCUUCUGCCUGGGAACAUGAGUUACUCAUUCUUCUUGCUGACUAUAAUAUAAAACAUAUCCAUUUUAGGUGGGGAAAAGGGGUUCCCAGCAGAGCUGAGAAUGAGACAAACUUUAUAGUGGGGCGGGACAGCUCUCCCAGAAUCCGCAUUAGCAAGAGCCUGACUUUGGACCUCUGACUGCUGUGAAGUUUAGAGAAUUGAUGGUCAGUUUCAAGGACAGGUUUAUAUCCAUGUUGACACUAUUAUAUCCACAGUUAAUAUCCAUGUUGACACUGAAGGAAUUAAGUAAAAGAACAAUACUUCAUCCAUCUCAUACUGAGUUCUGUGUGUAAGCUCUGCUUGGUCCUCUAAAGAAAUGGAAUUGCAGCUGGAGUCGGUUUUGCAGGAGCUUCAGGAGACUGGGCAAUGAGGGUAAAUGACUUUUUCCCUCUAAUGCGGCUAAACAGAUUACUGAUUUCAUGACCAUUCCUACUCCCACCUCAUUUUGAGAUAUAUUCAGUAGCUUCAAAGAGCAAGUAAUUCAUAUUAAUAGUCAUUUGUGGGGAAUUUUUUUUGGAAAUGACAAACCUGAAACUUGUACGGUGUGUUCUCCUUCCGAGUUCAGUGUGAAUACCGAAGUUCUCAAGGUGGUGCUUAGUGGGGCCAAUUUUGACAGUAGUCCUUGGGGCAGGGGUUGGAGUCGUCCUCACAGCUGCCUUCAUUGCACCGGGGCAUUUUACUUAAUUGCUUUUUAGAUGCUAGAUUUAGUCAUACUAUUGCCAGCUUUUAUAAAAACAGGAUACUAACGAACUCAUCCUUUAAAAAGAUCGAACAAAGUGGGGAGUCAGUGAAAGAAGUGGCCCAGGGAUAAGAAGCUCUGGUUGCUUAGCUUUCUUUCACUGAGUUAGGGGGCUGCCUUCCACACACGGUGACAUCUGCUUCCUUAGCUUGGAGGCAAGGGAUUGCCUUUGCUGCAUCUUUUGUGAAAUUCUCAUUUUUGAAAAAUUCCAAAGUCAUGAGCAGAUGGACUCCAUCUUUCUUUAUGCACAUUGGAUAUCUUGAGUGACCCCGAGUUUGGUGGAAGAGAAGGGCUUCUCUCAGGUUCAUACAGGCACAUAACAACCCAGGCUCCAGGGUGCAGGGGUCCAGGACAGCUGAGGGAGCAUGAAGUUUGUAGCCAACUUUGUUCCCAUUGCAAAGGAAGCCUGGCCCUAUUAUUUGAAGCCAUCAUUGUUGUCAAAACUGGUUCUAACUUCCUUCAGAGAGGGGGCUCCACUUUGAAGAAGUUCACAGGAAGGUUCAUAUGUUUGGAUAGCUUCUGAGUGGAAGGUGGGGACUGUUGUUCAGUUUUAAGGUUUGCACUUAAUUUUUCAUAGUUUAAAAAUUAUUCUGGCCAUUGAAAACGCUUAGUGUAAAGUGUAAUUGAGUAUUGUGUGAUUAUACUAGUAUUUGCUUUCAGGAGAAUGACCACUGCAUUUAUAAAAUAUCUGUAUUUAUAAAAUAUCGUGGGGAGAAAAGAAAUAUAUUUGGAAACAGUAUUAUUUUAGACAUGAAGAAAUUGUUUCUGUUAGAUUACACAUUUUGCCCAAGCAAAAGAGGCUAAGGAUAGUGGAGUUGGCUUUACUUGCUUUGGCCAAAUCCAGCCAGCUAGCUCCUUGAAGCUGUGAUUGCGUGCCCUGGCUUCUUGGGACCCUCGGGUUGUGUCUUCCCACCGUCACUUCUAGCUUUCUGGGCCUCUUGCAGGCCUAGGUGACUGAAUCACCUUCCUUUCUCUGCAGGGAAAUGUGCAGAAUCAGAUCACUGCUCCAGGAUGCAGCCUGGGGUAGGGCACACUGUCACCCUUGUCUUUAGGGACAUGGAGUUGUCAGGAUAGGGGAGAAGCCCUUUUAGGUCUGUCCUCCUACUCAGCCUUUGUAUCUGGUUAUGCUGGUGGUUGACAGGAUAUUGAAGACAGCCGAGACACUGUUGAGAAUUACUCAGUCCCCAGAUGGAGUGUCUGGUAAAAGGAACAGAAAUGCCCACUAGUGGUCUUUGGCAGGGUCUCUGAUCAGAGGUUCCCUGUGAAUUUUUUCAGAAUCAGUCCUUAUGUGGGUGGGUGACUGAAUAGUCUUGGGCCACUCCCAUCAGUCUAAUCAGGCUGAAUGAUCAUGCUCCUGCAAAAAGGUGUUUUGCUGUCAAGUUGUUUCAGUGUGUUGCCAGACUUCUCUAGAUGGUUUCCUUGCUUAAAAUUAGUGCUACAGGCCUGAUCAGUGUAAACCCACUGAAUUAUUAUAGCUGAAAAGAAUCAGCUACUUCUCUUCAGGAAUGCGCUCAAAUAAAAAUGUGUUUGCAUUUUUAAAAAAUAUAUUUUUAUUGAUUUCAGAGAGGAAGGGAGAGGAAGAGAGAGAGAGGAACAUCAAUGAUGAGAAAGAAUCAUUGAUCAGCUACCUUCUGCACACCCCUACUGGGGAUCAAGCCUGCAACCCCAGGCAUGUGCCCUUGAUCAGAAUAGAACUUGGACCCUUCAGUCUGCAGGCCGAUGCUCUACCUACUGAGCCAAACUGGCUAGGGCUGUGUUUGCAUUUUUAAACCAGGCAAAUUAUUCAGAUGAUACAAACUCAACAGUUUUUUGGAGUCCCUGUACUCACAUUGUGAACAGACAUAUUUCACUAAUUUAGAUGUAGUACUCUCGAUGAGAAGGCUCAGGUUGAAAAAGGCUGGUCUCACCAAUCCAACAUCUAGGCAAUGUGGCCAGUUUCAUCAGCUCAUGUUUCCCUAAUUUGAUGUAUGUUGUGAUCCAGAGGGAAUGAGGGGAAGUUUAUAUUUGAACUGUCUGUGGGGCAGGGGGGAGUAGGAAUUGCUUAAGUAGUAGAGUGAUUGGGGUACAAGGUGUCUCCAUAAGACACGUUAUUUUCAUACAUCAGAGAACUUUCUUUUACCCAUGAGUGAUCGUGCUAACUGUAAGUCAUUUAUAUCUAUACAUUAAAACAGGUUCCUCAAUUAGGCAACAUUUGGUUAGCCACGCUCAAGUUAUUGUUUGUACUUGAAAAUAAUAAAGCUGCAUUUCCUUAAAAAUACA
Molecule: messenger RNA, 6172 nt
Organism: Eptesicus fuscus (big brown bat)
Lineage: Eukaryota; Metazoa; Chordata; Mammalia; Chiroptera; Vespertilionidae
Gene: FBXW2
Product: F-box and WD repeat domain containing 2
Exons: 7
Coding region: 60-1454 (464 amino acids)
Molecular function (GO): protein binding
Source: RefSeq, a predicted model, not a curated record